This is a messenger RNA of Jaculus jaculus (lesser Egyptian jerboa), 3267 nucleotides long. RefSeq names its product G protein-coupled receptor 156 (gene Gpr156). The transcript is spliced from 10 exons. Lineage: Eukaryota; Metazoa; Chordata; Mammalia; Rodentia; Dipodidae. Gene Ontology annotation, molecular function: G protein-coupled GABA receptor activity. Gene Ontology annotation, biological process: G protein-coupled receptor signaling pathway; gamma-aminobutyric acid signaling pathway. The record is from RefSeq and is a predicted model, not a curated record. The coding region runs from base 451 to 2832 and encodes 793 amino acids. Gene Ontology annotation, cellular component: G protein-coupled receptor heterodimeric complex; membrane.
CAGGAACCAGCUUCCCAUUGGCCUGGGAAGCUUUUAGUGCGUCAAGCUAGAGAGAAGUGGGAUUCCCCGCCGCACCAGAGCUGGAGAAAAUAGUAGAAAAGAAUUGAAGAAAGCUGUGCCUAGUGAGAGCACUCGGAUCAAUGACUGCCCUCUGGUGGUGAACUGGAAUAAAUUCCCGAGAUGCCCUUUCUAUGACUUGGCAGCAGAAGACACCCAACUGCAGCACAUUUGACAUUGGAUUAUGUCUGACCUGGGGCCCUAAGGAAGCAACACCUCACCUUUGUGGGAAUUGGUUGUUGGUGCCAGAUUCCCAGCCACCCGCCUGCCCAGAGAUGGGGCCUCUGAAGACAAGAUUUCAGUUGCUUCAGUGCUUUUAGGGAAAGGUCUGCAGCCUUCCCUGUGAGUCACCGAGACUGUGAGCGACUACUCAUCAAGAGAGCAUGUGGUGACAUGGAGCCUGAAAUAAACUGCUCGGAAUUUUGUGACAGUUUUCCUGGCCAGGAGCUGGAUAGGAAACCCAAUUACGAGCUCUGCAGGACAACCAUUGCCUCUCCCCAGCACAGCAGCUCAGCCAUCUCUUCCCUGUCUCCAGCUCUCUUGGGUGUCGUUUGGACUUUCCUGAGUUCUGGACUCCUCCUGAUGCUUUUCUUUCUUGCUUUCACAAUUCGCUGCAGGAAGAACAGGAUUGUGAAGAUGUCCAGCCCGAACCUGAACAUUGUGACCUUACUGGGCAGUUGUCUGACUUACUGCAGUGCCUACCUUUUUGGGAUUCAAGGUGUUUUAGUGGGGCGCUCCAUGGAAACUCUCAUUCAGAUGAGGCUGUCCAUGCUGUGCAUUGGGACGUCCCUUGUGUUCGGCCCCAUUCUGGGGAAGAGCUGGCGGCUCUACAAGGUGUUUACGCAGAGAGUCCCGGACAAGAGAGUGAUUAUUAAAGACCUGCAGUUGCUGGGGUUGGUGGCUGCCCUGGUGGUGGCCGAUGUGAUCCUGCUUGUGACCUGGGUGUUGACUGAUCCCAUCCAGUGCCUCCAGAUCCUCGGGGUCAGCAUGACGGUGACAGGAAGAGACGUGUCCUGUUCGUUGACCAACACACACUUCUGUGCUUCACGGUACUCCGAUGUCUGGAUUGCUCUGGUGUUGGGCUGCAAGGGGCUGCUGCUGCUGUACGGUGCCUACCUGGCCGGGCUCACAGAGCACGUCAGCUCCCCCCCUGUGAACCAGUCCCUGACCAUCAUGGUGGGCGUCAACCUCCUGCUGCUUGCUGCCGGGCUGCUUUUCGUCGUCACCAGAUACUUGCCCUCCUGGCCCAACCUGGUCUUUGGACUCACGUCCGGCGGCAUCUUCAUCUGCACAACCACCGUCAACUGCUACGUCUUCCUUCCCCAGCUGAAGCAAUGGAAGGCAUUUGAAGGAGAAAACCAAACAAUCCGGCACAUGGCCAAAUAUUUCAAUACCCCCAGCAGGAGCUUCCACACCCAGUUGGGUGAGGACCAGAGCUGCCACCUGAGACAGGAGCACUCCACCGAGAGACUCCUCACCGAAAAAAAUGCAGUCAUCGAAAGCCUCCAAGAACAAGUGAACAAUGCCAAGGAGAAGCUAGUGAAGCUGAUGUCUUCUGAAUGUACCUACGACUCCCCAGCGUGGGCUGUUCCACCUGCCUCUGCCCAUGGCAAGGAUGUCCCCGCUGUCGCCUCUGCCCAAGAGCUAGCAGCCCCAGGACCUUCAGAACACACCUCUGCGCCUGCAAACGAUGCCGAUGCAGCAUCCUCCCAACACGUGGAGAGCCCUAGGACAUCUGAGAUGGACACCAGGCCCUCCUCGGGCCAGAAGAAGCCAUCUGACUUGAAAGACUUCCAUGAUCAUCUGGACUUAGAUGGUAUCCAGAAGCAAAGCCGGGAUCCAGAAAGAGGUGACCAGGGACCUGCGGCCCUGGGCCAGAGCUGCAUGCUGGAUGGAGGAGCCUGUGACCUCCAGAGGCCAAGGCAGAACUCACAGGAGCACUCAGAGAAGCUACCUAGGGUCAGUUCAGUGGUCAGAGAGAAGCUUCGGGAAGUCUUACAGGAUCUGGACCUGAGUCCCGAGGCUCCCCUCUCUCCGCUUUGUCCCCAGGAGCCUUGGAAAAGCAGUGCUUCCCACAGCCCUCAGAAGCUACCCCCAUCCAGGAAGCUGGGCUUCAGCCCAUACGUGGUGAGGAGGAGGCGGGUAGCCCAGAGGGCUCGCCCUCACUUCCCUGGCUCUGUACCCACUGUGAGGCACCAGGCAAAUAAGACUGUGCCCGGGGCACGCAGUGGCCUAAGUGUGCAGAGUGGGCACAGCCCCAAUCCGGACCCCCAAAGUGCAGGUUCUAAGGUCACAAGCCCUUCCUCCAGGAAGUCCUCACCACUCUCGGAUCCUCACCUGCAACCAGGUGCCCUGGGAAACAGCAAACAAUGUCAGACAGAACGGCAGAGGCCCAGAGGGCACGAGGCAGCCUUUCCCAGCCAGCCCGCCUCCACCCCUGCCCAGGCACAAAGUUCCACUGUCCCCUGCUUAAGCUACUCACCAGGCUUGCCUGGUCGGCGGCAGCCUUGGCCCGCAGUGUCCCCGGGGUGUCCCUCCUUACCUUCUCAGUGCAACUACCUUGACACUGAAACCAGCAGCUCAGAUGAGUUUUUCUGUCGCUGCCACAGACCCUACUGCGACAUCUGCUUCCAGAGCUCCUCUGACCCCAGCGACAGUGGCUCAUCAGACAGUGACUCCAAGCCUGUUUGGGCGCUGGCCUCUCGGGAUAAGCAGUGGGCCCGUUCCAAGCCCAUAGUGAACUUCAAAGAUGACUUGAAACCCACACUGGUGUGAUGCAAGCAGGGCGGGGCUGGCCAAGUCCAAUGGGCCAAGGCCCACAGGAAGGGCACCAGACGCCAGUCUUUGGAGAUCAGAGCAGUGCCCACCCUUUGACCAGCUCUGACCGUGUGGUCAGCUGUAAUCACGGUAUCACUGCAAGCGCCUCUUGAUCCAUAAAGAGAAGGGCAUCGCCUGACUUGCUACUCCCUGAGAGCCUUACUCACAAAGGCCUCUGGUUGGCAGAUUAUAAAAUACACUGACUCCUUAAACCAAAGGUGCUAAACCAGUAGAUAAGAGUUUUCCAUUCGGGUCAGCCUGCAUUCAACAAGCCUUUUCAUGCACACUGGCUGGCUGGCUGGAUGAACGAACAGAAGGGAUGGAGAGAUGGAUGGGCGAUUUCUGCAGAAUCUAAGUUUCAGGGCUGGAGAGAUGGUUUAGCGGUUAAGGUGC